Messenger RNA from Meleagris gallopavo (turkey), 1873 nucleotides. The record is from RefSeq and is a predicted model, not a curated record. Lineage: Eukaryota; Metazoa; Chordata; Aves; Galliformes; Phasianidae.
CAGAUCCUCUGGUGAAUGGCAGCCAAAUUUCUUAUUUAUGCCUGCCUGCUGCUUUUCUCUGUGUUGCUAUCCCUACGUCUGGAUGACAAAAUUCAGUGGAGUUACUGGGCUGUAUUUGCUCCGAUAUGGCUGUGGAAGCUGAUGGUGAUUGUUGGUGCCUCAGUGGGAACAGGAGUGUGGGCCCGAAACCCGCAGUAUCGAGCAGAAGGAGAAACAUGUGUGGAGUUCAAAGCGAUGUUAAUUGCAGUAGGCAUCCACCUGCUACUGCUGAUGUUCGAAGUUCUGGUGUGUGACAGAAUCGAAAGAGGAACUCAUUUUUGGCUUCUGGUCUUCAUGCCGUUAUUCUUUGUAUCUCCUGUGUCAGUUGCAGCCUGCGUAUGGGGAUUCCGACAUGACAGGUCCCUGGAGCUGGAGAUCUUGUGUUCAGUUAAUAUUCUACAAUUCAUAUUUAUUGCCCUCAGACUCGAUGAGAUCAUCAGGUGGCCAUGGCUUGUUGUUUGCGUUCCGUUGUGGAUCUUGAUGUCCUUUCUAUGUCUAGUAGUGCUCUAUUACAUUGUUUGGUCUGUUCUGUUCUUGCGUUCAAUGGAUGUGAUUGCUGAACAAAGAAGGACACACAUCACAAUGGCUGUCAGCUGGAUGACAAUUGUAGUUCCACUGCUCACCUUUGAGAUUUUGCUAGUACACAGACUAGAUGGGCACAAUUCUUUUUCUUUUAUACCCAUAUUUGUUCCUCUGUGGCUUUCACUGAUAACUUUAAUGGCAACAACAUUUGGGCAAAAAGGAGGAAAUCACUGGUGGUUUGGAAUUCGCAAAGACUUCUGCCAGUUCCUGCUUGAAAUUUUCCCAUUCCUACGUGAAUAUGGAAAUAUUUCCUAUGAUCUUCAUCACGAAGAUAAUGAGGAAGCAGAAGAAACCCCAGUUCCUGAGCCACCAAAAAUUGCACCGAUGUUUCGAAAAAAGACUGGCGUGGUCAUUACACAGAGUCCUGGGAAGUACGUGAUUCCACCUCCCAAACUAAAUAUCGAUAUGCCAGAUUAAAUGACAACAACCUGUUAAAACUGGAACUGGGAAUCAACAGACAAAUGCAGUUCAUCUCAUGCCUUGUCCCAAUUAAUUUAAAAUAGCUUUUGCUUGAUUCAGCAGCUUGGAUCACAGAAAUUGGAGAUCUUGAAGAUUGAGAGUUUUUCCACAGAGAUUUUGUGAACCUUCCUCAUGGUUCACUUGGCACACAUGCCUGUAUAGUAUUUAUAUGAACAUUUUAGCAGUGUAAUAUAUUGUUUAAAAGUCUCGUCCUGUACAGUAUAAGUAUUAUCUAAAAGUAUUUUUUUAAAAAGCCUGUAUGAAAUGCCUGUUCUAUUCCAAGUGUCUUUCGGGUUAUAAAUAUACUCUCAUUUUCCAUGUCUGUGCUGAGUACUUUGUGGAUGUCUUGAUAUAUAGUACCUCUUUACUCUUUUCUUUGCUGUUCAGCCACAAUCAUUAGUUUAAUUGUGAAAGCACCGGUGUGUUGUAGUUCUAAGGAAGGACUGGAAAGACUUUUGGGAGGAAAUCGAAUGUAUAGCAGCUUACGUGAUGUUUCUGAGUUAGCUAUGUAGAUUGUUACAAAUUUCAAUUUUUGCAGUGGCUUGGGAGUGAAGUUGCUUUUCCAGGUUCACUUUCUAACUCCUCCUGAGCAACAUGUAUGCCACUCUGUCAUUAGUUUGGCUGCUUAAUAAACUGUUGCCUCUUGCAUUGUGUGCGUAAUCUAUGCCAGAAAGAUUAGUUGCAGGUUUUACAGCUGUUGGUUAGCUGAUAUUUAUAUCUUAACUCAGUCUUCACUACCAACUUUUUUGUAUGAUGUCUUUAGUACAGAUGAUUAAACUGUUCAAAAUAGGAA